Molecule: messenger RNA, 1351 nt
Organism: Cyprinodon tularosa
Lineage: Eukaryota; Metazoa; Chordata; Actinopteri; Cyprinodontiformes; Cyprinodontidae
Product: THAP domain-containing protein 6-like
Exons: 5
Coding region: 304-897 (197 amino acids)
Source: RefSeq, a predicted model, not a curated record
AGGCUGGAGGUUUCAUCCGUUUCAUCCACCUAUGAGACGACGAGGAGCGUUGUUCCGUCGCUUUAGGGAAUUUCCCGAUUAUAUAUUUUAUUCACAUAUUUUAUUCACUUUAAUUGGUCGUAAGGAUUUAACUCUACUCAAAGAGUGCAACAAAAAAUCCCCGAUCGUAAAAAAAACGGUGAUACGCAGUAUUUGCUACUCAUGAGACGUACGUCUCCGUGUCCGCCAUCUUAGGUAGGUCAACGUGGACAGCAGGCGAGUAGAGCUUUUUUUAUUUUGUUAUAAAGAUAACCACAAUCUAAUAUGCCGGUGUCGUGUUCGGCGUAUGGCUGCAAAAGCAAACGCACAACGUUAAGUAAACAUCGAGGGAUAACUUUUCAUCAGUUUCCCAAAGAUCCUGGACUCAGGAAAGCCUGGAUCUUAGUUUCCAGACGGAUGGACUUCAAGCCAUCUAAUAACACAGUCCUCUGCAGUGAGCACUUCACUGAAGCUGAUUUUGACCGAACUGGACAAACUGUUCGAUUGAGGGAAGGUGUAAUCCCUUCUGUUUUCACAUCUUUUCCAAAACACCUAAAGAAGAAGCCUGUUAAAAUUCGGUCAACAAGGACAUCAAGUCGUGCGUUGGAACCAAUCAAGGAUCCGGUCCCUGCUCCAAAGUGUCCUGAACCUCCAAAACCGUCACUUUCUGAUCAUCAUUACGCCCUCGAUCCUAACCAGAUAAAGAAGAAGAUAUCUGAUGCUCACGCACGAAUUGAGGAACUGGAACGCCAACUCCGGAAUGCUAAGGAUCGGGAAAGACGACAGAAGGAAGCUUUAAACUCACUUUUGGAUGACCUAGAUGCUAGAGGAAUGAUUUCAGGAGAAAUGCAGAUCCAGCUGCUCCAGGAAUCCGAUUGAAACAUCAUGAAGUCCAAGACUUGGUUCAAUCAACUGGACAAAAGCUGCAGAGUUCUUAAACUCUCAGCUCCAUGCAGUUCAUCUCGCCGAGGUUCAUUUACUGUUCAACAUGAGCUUAUCGCUCAUUUCAGCCGUCAGAAAUUCUGACUAUGGAAUGAAUAAUGUACGUUUACAAUCUGUUGAAUAUAAAGAUUUAUUUUUGGUAUGGAAGAACUUUUACAGCCCCAGUGGCCCAUUGCCUCAAGGUUCUCGUUUUGGAUUGUCCAUAUCGUUUUAUUUGAGAGGACGUUGAGGUUGAAAAAAUGGAUUCUGAGGUUAUCCACAAUAUUCUAUUUUUUUAUUUUUUUAUUUUACAUGACUGGCUGUCUUUCUGAUAUUGCAAAGAGAGAUGAAGACUUUAGUAAAACUGUUUGAGAAAUUCACUUUUGUAAUAAUAAAAUUUUUGUGAAAAUUU